Molecule: messenger RNA, 150 nt
Organism: Acytostelium subglobosum LB1
Lineage: Eukaryota; Evosea; Eumycetozoa; Acytosteliales; Acytosteliaceae
Exons: 1
Coding region: 1-150 (49 amino acids)
Source: RefSeq, a predicted model, not a curated record
AUGUGCAGUAGUGAGGGCGAGGAGAUGCCUGCCACCGACGGCGACGACACCUCUGACGCGGCCUUUGUCGGCGUCAGCACGACCGAUGAGUUUGACAUGUACGACGACGAAGCCGGUGAAGUGGAGAGCACCGACGUGUCGGUCUCCUGA